AUGGCGAACGCCGUGCAGCGACUGGCUCAGGUGCAAGAGCAACUCGCACCACCUGUUGUCGCACCAGACCAGACUCCAACACUACAGGGCACGACGAAGCAUUGGAAGCCACAACAGCGUCCGUUCGACUCAGCUCCGCCAGUCAAGGCCAUCUUCGUCGGAGCCGGCAUAGCAGGUAUCGCGGCUUCGGUUUUGAUCCCUCGCAAAGUUCCAAAUUUAUCCUAUGUUGUCUAUGAGCGACAGGGCGCUGUGGGCGGAACAUGGGCGCAAAACCGUUAUCCCGGAGUGAGAUGCGAUAUCCCAUCUCAUAGUUACCAGCUCACAUUUGCUCCCAACCACCGUUGGUCAGAAUAUUAUUCCCCAGGAUCAGAGAUCCAGAGCUACUACGAAGACGUAGUAAAACAAUAUGGCGUUAAAAAGCAUCUCCGGCUCAAACAUGAUGUUAUAUCAGCAGCCUGGUCCGAAGAGAUCCAUCAGUGGGUGGUGAAGGUCAAGGAUCUCACAACGGGGGAGGAAUUUACGGACAUGGCUCACUUCUUCAUCACAGCGGCAGGAAGGCUGAAUGUUCCGAAAUAUCCUGAUAUACCGGGACUGGAGAAUACGUUCAAAGGUCAUGUUGUUCACCCUGCACAGUGGACCGAAGAACUCACCCGCGCCUUGGAGGGAAAACGUGUAGCCAUCAUAGGCAACGGGGCGAGUGGCCAACAGCUCCUGGUGAACAUCUUCGAUCGAGUCGCGCACAUAGAUCACUACGUCCGGUCCCGGCAGUGGAUCGUUCCGUCCUUCUCUCCGAAUCUUCUUUCGGCGCGCUGGGAUGUGCUCGGUGCACACCUCUUCAGCGAAGAAGAGAAACAGAGGUUUGAGAAAGACCCUAAAGCCUACCUCGAGUACCGUAGGUCAUUAGAAAAGAAUUUCCAUGGCCGUUUCGGAGGAUCCGUCAAUGGCAGCGAAGAGAAUGAUAAGAUCCGGCUAGCAUACGAGGACGCUUUGUGGGAGAAGGUGAACGGCGAUAAGACCUGGUUUGAUAGACUGGUUCCGGCUUUCGCGCCCGGUUGCAAACGACCCACGCCCUCAGCUGGAUAUGUCGAAGCGAUCAGAAGUCCGAAGGUCGAUUAUGUAGACGAUGCGAGGGUCACCCAUGCCACCGCAGACGGCUUGGUAACAUCAGAUGGUCGGGAGAGAAAGGUUGACGUCAUCAUCACCGCAACGGGCUUCAACAAUGGCUUUCUCCCUCUGUUUCCCACUAUUGGCAAGAAAGGAUUAGACUUGAGUAAGCACUGGGCUGAAGAUGGGCCAAUUGGGUAUCCCCAGACGUACUUUGGACUGAUGGCUCCCAAUGUUCCAAAUUACUUUGGCGUCAUCCAGGCAAACAGUAAUGGAGCUGGCGGUACCUAUCCACUUCAGGCAGAGAUAUCAGCUACCUACAUCGCCAAAGUGAUCCGCAAAGUGCAGAGAGAAGGCUAUCUCGCCAUCUAUCCUUCGCAAGCCGCGACCGACGAUUUUAACGAAAUUAUUACGGGCUACUUUGAAGACAAGGUCAUCGGCGACGACUGCGACGGAUGGUGGAAGAGCGGGUUCGGAAAAUCGCGUCCGCUCGUCAUGUGGCCUGGCACAGGGCAUCACCGCUUCGAUAUCGUGCGAGAGCCUCGCUGGGAGGAUUUUGUAUUUGAACGAAGCAAAGAAGGAAAGCGCAACAGGUUUGCGUAUUUCGGCAAUGGUUGGACUGAGCGAGAGAAGAAUGGGGAUGAGGCGGUGCUUACGAAAUAUCUCAAGGAGGUGGGGACUGUUGAUCUUGCUACGCUGCACGAGAACUGGAACGAUUGAGGGCAUACAGGAAGACGUAAGAUGAUUCCAUCUAUAGGACAAGAGUGAACGAAGCACGCUUUCGCGACACACC
Messenger RNA from Paraphaeosphaeria sporulosa, 1897 nucleotides. Its product is annotated as putative dimethylaniline monooxygenase. NCBI's taxonomy places the organism in Eukaryota, Fungi, Ascomycota, Dothideomycetes, Pleosporales, Didymosphaeriaceae. The record is from RefSeq and is a predicted model, not a curated record. The coding region runs from base 1 to 1824 and encodes 607 amino acids. The transcript is spliced from 5 exons.